Molecule: messenger RNA, 480 nt
Organism: Plasmodium berghei ANKA
Lineage: Eukaryota; Apicomplexa; Aconoidasida; Haemosporida; Plasmodiidae
Product: pre-rRNA-processing protein TSR2, putative
Exons: 4
Coding region: 1-480 (159 amino acids)
Biological process (GO): maturation of SSU-rRNA from tricistronic rRNA transcript (SSU-rRNA, 5.8S rRNA, LSU-rRNA)
Cellular component (GO): nucleus
Source: RefSeq, a predicted model, not a curated record
AUGAAUAGUGAAAACUUAUCAACUUUAUUACUUGAAGGGAUUAACUUAAUAUUUGAAAAAUGGACAGUGCUCCGGUUAGCUGUAACAAAUAAUUGGGGUGGAACAUCCUCAGAGGAAAAGAAAAAAAAGUUAAUUGAAUAUGUCCAUAAUUAUGUUUUAUCAAAUACGACACCCAAAGAUAAACUUUGCGACUAUUUAAGAGAUGAAGUUAAUACACUUUUUAAUGUGGAUAUUGACGAUGAUAGUGAUAUCGAAGUUUCGGAUUUAAUAUUAGAUCUAUACAAAGAUUUAAAAAACAAUAAUUUAGAAAUAAUUGAAAAAAUUCGAAAUAUACAAGAACAUGAUUUAAAUUCUUGUAGAGAGCAUAAUUUAAUACAAGAAGUGGAUAUAGACGAAGAAGAUGAUUCAGCUAGCGAAUAUUCAGAUGAGGAUAAUUCCAAUGAAGCAUAUUCGGAUUCAUAUCAAUCAGAAGGCAUGUAA